AUGUCCAGCGAAGCCAACGGAAAAUCGAGCCUCGAAACUUUCCCACUAUGGAUAGAUGGAGCCACAUACAAAUCUCACAAUGUGGAUAAGUUCGCUGUCUUCUCAGCCAAAGAAGGGAAAGACGUCCACUUCGCCCAAUCCGCCACUGCAGAGGUCGCCGAACAGGCCGCAGAAAGCGCAGCACGAGCAAUGCCAGCAUGGGAGAGCCAAUUCUCCUGCUCGGCGAGACGAGAGAUCCUCGAACGCUUCGCAGGCUUGAUCGAGACUCGUCAGCAGGAACUCGUCGAUGCUCAGGUCCAGGAGACGAGCACCUCGGAGACUUGGGCGCGGUUCAAUAUUGAGUACAGCGUGGGGAUGAUCAGGGAGAUUGCCGCUCGCGUCACUGCUGUGUGCACGGGCGAGAUGCCACCUAUGUCUGCGACGGGGACUUUUGGCAUGGUUAUUCGCAAGCCGAUCGGUGUUGUCUUGCUUAUUGCUCCUUGGAACGCAAGCGUCAUUCUAGCCUCCCGCAGCCUGGCGUCCAUCCUCGCAGCAGGUUGCACGGUCGUGUUCAAGGCAUCAGAACUGUGUCCCAAAGUACACCACCUCCUGCUCGAGCUCCUGAUCGAGGCCGGAGUACCUGCCAACGUGGUCAGUGUGAUUCAGACCAGUCGUGAGGAUGCCGGCCCGGUGACUGAAGCCUUGAUCGUCCAUCCUGCCAUCCGGAAGAUUGAGUUCAUCGGCAGCGCCCCUGUCGGUCGGAUCAUAGGCUCACUGGCGGGAAAGUAUCUCAAGCCAGUGUUGAUGGAGCUUGGAGGGAAGUGUGCGGCUGUCGUGCUGAGAGAUGCUGAUUUGAAUCACGCUGCAGAGAAGUGUAUCACAGGAGGUUUCAUCAACCACGGACAAGUCUGCUUCUCCACGGAACGCAUCAUCGUCGAGAAGCAAGUUGCAGACGACUUCAUCGCCCUCCUCAAACAGAAAGCCAACGUCUGGCCCCAAGACCGAGGAGUGAGCGCCCGCAUCAUCCAAGCAGCUCAUGACAAGCUCGCCGACGCUCAUGCAAAAGGAGCAACGUUCCUUCUGGGAGAGCCUGCUUACACCUCGAAGACCUCCCUGGCCCCGGCCAUCCUCACCAACGUGACCAAAGACAUGGACAUGUGGGACGAAGAGACCUUCGGGCCCUCUACCACCGUCAUCGUCGUCGACGGCGAGGAAGAGGCUAUCAAGGUCGUCAAUGAGUCCAAGUACGGUCUUGAUGCGUUCCUCUUCACGCGCGAUAUGAAGAAAGCGGUGGAUAUCGCUCGCAGACUGGAGGUUGGGAGGGUGAGGGUGAAUUCUUCGGGUCAUGAACGUCAGUCUACGUUCCCGACCGCCCCUGUUAAGAACAGCGGUUGGGGAACGAAUAACGCGGGCCAUGGCAUUGAGGAGUUUUUGGUGAAGCAAGUUGUUACUAUGGACUUUCGAUAG
This is a messenger RNA of Zasmidium cellare ATCC 36951, 1446 nucleotides long. RefSeq lists its product as uncharacterized. The record is from RefSeq and is a predicted model, not a curated record. The transcript has 4 exons. NCBI's taxonomy places the organism in Eukaryota, Fungi, Ascomycota, Dothideomycetes, Mycosphaerellales, Mycosphaerellaceae. Bases 1 to 1446 code for a protein of 481 amino acids. Gene Ontology annotation, molecular function: succinate-semialdehyde dehydrogenase (NAD+) activity.